CGUUCACUAGCAAAUGAGAUAGUUCACAGUGCACAUGAAUAAAACAUAUAGUGAUGACAGGGAUACACUUAUAUGGAGAGUAAUAGAUUCCCCGUACAUUUCCUGUUCAAAUAGCACUGGAUAUCUUGCUUCACCGCGGUAAUGCAUCCCGUGAUGUGGUCGGUGUAUUUUCUUAUCUACAUGUAGGAGCGAAUUACAACGGCAAAAGCUGAAAUUACAUACUUUCCUCACUCAACUUGAAGAGCCCACUAGCUGAUGUUCUCGCCUGAGGAAAGAGCCCAUGUCGUGCAUGCUGUCAGAAUCCGGUUCGCUGAGAACUCGUCCAGGGAAUAGUCUUACGGUCGCUUGAGAUCAGAUAUUUCAAGGUCUGUUCAGUCUGUUACUGCUUCGUGGAUGUUAGAAAUAGAAAGAAUCCGUAUGAAGGGGUGAAUGAUUUCGACGGUAUUAGCUCUAGAGGAACGGUCUGUUUGAGUUUCCUUAAACGUAUUUUUCUUCUGGGACAGAAUAGUAAAAUGCGACUGAUCAUUUAACGCGACCAAACCGAUGAAACUACCAGACAAUAAGUACGAGCGUGAUGAAUUGCUGGAUCAUAUCAAAUGCGCCAUAGCACGAUUUUACAUUUGUUAUUGCAGUUAAUAUCGUGAAAUACAUUUGUAUCAUCUGGUUCACCUCGUGUGGACAGGCGCCGCUCAAACGUUGCCAGAUUUAUCAUUGCACAUGCACCAAGUCAAACAUAGUUCCUAGUCCGAUGCUGAUACCACUUUCUAUUCGUUGUUGGCCGGCACUAGCAACUCGCUAUCGGGACGUUUUGCCAAUAUACCGGGCUAGUGAUGCCAACAUUCACACAGGAACAGUGAAACCGUGAGUGCGGGAUGUACUAACUAUUCAGUUUUCAGUGCAUCAUUAUUGUUUCAGUGGAGGAGUUACUGCGAAGAUGUUUUGUAAAUAGCAAAACCGUAAGCAGGAUUAACAAGACUCAGUCUAAAGUUGUGAAAAAAAGAAUCAGUUGUAACCGCUGUUUGCCUGCGCCGCGUUGGCUACAACCCUCUUUAACAUUUUCUUCGACCUGCAGCCAGGGUUUUUCGCGCGAUGGUUAAAUAACUUCUCGAGGCGAUUUUCCUCAACCAGACGCCCGACGUGCCAGAAAGGUUUACAUGGUGAUCAACCGCUGCUUUUGGACGAAAAGCACCAUCAGUCCAAAGGAUCUAUUUAAUUUACCUUUAGUUGACUUUGGCUGGGAGUUUCUUCGAGAAUAUUGACAUCCUUGGACGGACCAAUUCAUGGAUCACACGAGACACUGGCUGAUGAAAUCAGAAUAUUCAUUUAUUAAUGAUUUGGUGCCCCACACUGCGUAAUUUGAAAUUAAUAGAUAGAUCUUUUGGGGAAUUAGCCGGAUUUUUGUAGAGUUGCACUCAAGGAGUAUUGUUUGUGCGUAAUAGUUGUUCACCCUGUCAUGGUGGUGUGAACACCUUUUGGAAUGGCUAUAUAUUUUGUUUAUUUCAGUUGACGGGAAGACAAUCUUGCUUUCAUUGGUGGAUCUUCCGCAGAAUAUAUAAAAAUGAUUCACAACCACCCUUUACUCUUUCGAAGAUUUAGCAGAAGCGAUGACGUUUUCAGAAAUUCGCAAUAAUGCUUGAUAAAUAGAGAACAAAACCGACUCUCAUUAAAUGUAUAACGAUGAUCAUAAACUUAUUUAACUAACUUAGCGCAAUUAAAAACGAAAACAUACACGAUGAAUCGCAAAUAUCCGUCGCCGAUUUUACCGCGGCAGUACAGACCAGCAGAUAGUGGUUCGACAUAUUCAGGAAUACCCCUGCAAGAGUCUUAUUCCGGUGUGAAUAUUCAUGACGAGGGCUUCGGCAGGUUGACAAUGACCAGGGAUAGUGAGAUGUCGGAGGAGAAGAAGAAGGCGACAGCCUUUGAAACUGCUCAACAAUUCAGUCAGGAAUCGUCUUUUCAUGGAAUCAAAUACGUUGGAGACACGUCCAUUUCCAAGUGUCGGAGAUUAAUUUGGACGUUAUUUCUAAUAGGGAGUAUUUGCUUCUUUCUCUAUGCCGUCAUACCCCGGGUGGAAUACUACCUACGGAACCCGGUUAGGACUAAGAUAAGCAUUCAAUACAAAAAACCGUUAGACUUUCCCUCAGUGACAAUAUGCAAUUUCAACAUGUUCAGGAAAACCUUCGUCGAAGCGGAUCCGGUAUUGCGAAAGAUACUCAACUAUAUCUUCCCGCAAACGGGAUUGCCAGUAGAAAAGAUAGAUUUUAACGACCCUCUCAUCAAUGCUACUUUACACAAAUACACUUCAUACGAAAUACUCAAAGCCGGCGCGCAUACGCUAAAAGGGAUGUUUAAAGACUGUCAUUUUGGCCAUGACGAGAUCGAUUGUUCCGAGUAUUUCACUGAACAUUUUACGGAUUUAGGAAUAUGUUACACCUUCCAUUCGGCCGAGUUUAUUGAAAGGCGCGGUAGAACUCUGAUAUCUGACGCAUCUGGGAGCGACUACGGUCUGCGGAUUAGAGCAAGUAUUCAGCAUGGAGAAUAUUCACAUGGCGUGAGCACAUCCGCCGGCCUAAAGGUUCUUAUUCACGCUCCUGAUGACAUGCCUUUAGUACGAGAAUUCGGGUUUGCCAUUCAGCCGGGCUCGGAGACUUUUGCCGCUGUUAAACAACAUCAGAUGUCGUUCCUUCCCUUCCCUUACGAGAAUGGCCGUUGCAACGACACAAAGAGCGAGAGCUUCCGGAACCCACUUCGCUUCUUCAAAAAUUAUGACUACUCCGCCUGCCGGAUGGAGUGUAAACUAAACAACACAAUAAACAUAUGUAACUGCACAUUUGGGAUUGCAGAGCUUCCGAAGACAUCAUUCAACGGUCGGCCGGCCUUUCCGUUUUGUACACUUGCCCAAUGGAUAAAUUGUGUUAAAAAUGCAGAAAAACGAUACUACAACGAUCAUCACGCCGAAAAAAGGUGCGGGUGUUUCACGCCAUGCAAAGUCGUCGAGUACAAAGUGCAAAUAUCGUCUGCUCUCUUCCCGGGAGAUCACAUCGUGCACGAGAUUAAAGGAAAAUACAACUUGACAGAAGAAUUUAUCAGACACAACUUUCUCGAUCUGAGAGUGUACUUUGAAGAGAUGAAUUAUGACUUCAUUGUGCAAGAACCCGACUACACGUGGCAGCAGCUGAUUGCUGAUAUCGGAGGUCAGCUCGGUUUCUGCGUUGGAGCCAGUGUUCUAAGCGUAUACGAAAUAGUUGAGUUUAUAUCAGUACUUUUCUGUCGACUUGUCCGGAAGCUAGGGCGUCGAAAAAUAGAUGCAAAGAAGGAGAGAGAACGCUUCCGGAAGAAACAGUUACAGCGCAUGCGUGAGACAAAAAUACGAAGCAACAACGGGACGUUAUGACUAGCCGACAGAUUGGAAGGUCCGCCAAUCAGAAUCUCUACUGUGUAGAAUUCAUUGUUUGGUUUGAUAUGAAGGGGUCACGUGAUGAAUUUUUGAUUCAAUAGGUGGUACCACUGCUUGUGCCUACUGUUUGCCGAUACUAGGUGGCGGUACUGAUCACCUCUGCCCUGGGUGAGAGACUACGGUAUGUGUUCAGUAAACGGUGCUUUGCAGAGAUUCCAUCUGUUGGACGGACAGAAAGUUUAUCAUUUAUGGAAUGCGUUCUAGGGUCUCCUUUGUGGCCUCUAAAGUACAUAGGCUGUACAUUUCGCUUCAGUGCGUACAUAAGAUAUUUACAAUACUCCCAAGAUUAACUGGUGCAUGGUCACCGAAAUCACGCAACCAACUAAAAUACAAACCCUUGCCAUGUCUGCCUGGAUAUCUUACAAUCCCCGAUGUUCGCGACAAUCCCCAAUGUUCGCGAAAAACUUGUUGCCCAAAAACUAUAUAACUGAUAAAUAAGGCAAAAGAUUUCCCAAAACGUCAUCGCGGAGAUGGUCAUCAUUUAAACAACAUACUCAUAUGCUUUCUGACCGAUAAGAUUUGAUUCCCCAGGGUGAUGAUGAACUGAUGCGAUCGUGAUUUGAAUCUGACUGUUGUAUAACCAAGGAAACUGUGUACUGGUAUCCCAUGAUUGCUGUAUAUAGGCUACGUGUAGAAUGAUGCCUGCCGUCGGAGUUUGACAUUAUUAACAUUAGAGAAUAGAAGCGUGUAGUAACAGUAUUUCUGUUGUCAAAAAUGCACAAGUGUCAUGCUAAUAACAAUGUGCAUUAUAUAAACUAGCAUACCGACUAUGUACGCUGACCUCAACGGAGUUGUAAAGUAUAUACAGAGAUGUUAUUUUUUUACCACACCUGUAGACAUUGUCAUCUGCUUGCGCAUUUAAUUGAUAUGUAAACAAAUGCAGGGGUUUUCUGCGCUAGAGUAUCAACUAAGGCUAUUAGCUAAGUUAUUAAAGCUUUAGUGUAUAAUAAGACUGAUUGCCGAUCCUCCAGCACCUACUCAGAGUGUAUCCGCCAUCUUGGAUUCCAUGAUGGCUGUCAUCUUGGAUUCCAUGACGGCCGCUAUUCGUGAUUUUUCAAUGGCGUCGAGUCAUUAACACUUUCACGAAUGCUGUGAUCCGUUAUUCCAGUCGAUCCCAGCGGAUACAGAAAGAUAUCACUGAUAUGAUAGAACGAUGGUCCGGCGAGUUUUGUAGAUUUCACUGGUUCAGAGUAUGUAUAAGCAUUCUUGCCCAUCAUUUUCAUAAUUGUAUACAUUGCAUAAUUUUGUAACGUACAUACAGGUACAUUUAUUUAUAUAGCGAGUGUACAUGAAGAUUAUGUACUGAUAAAGUCAAGUGUAAAUUAAAACCAAACGAUAUAUAUAGGCCUAUGGCAUUUGUAGUGAAAUAUUGUAGGACAGUGGUAUCGUAGAUUUAACCUAAACUACUAUAAUUGUAAUGCGAAUAUCGCUAGAAGUAGAAACAUGAGUCUUGAUAUUAUAACAGUAAUUGCUUAAUGCCUACAAAAUGUGUCAAUACAUUGACAUUCAUGGCUUAGUGUUAGAUAAUACGGACGGGAGUGACUCUCCGUUCCGGUUCGACAUUUUCUAUAAGCUGUCAUAAAUGUAACGAUGAGCGUCCGCGGUGCAUGGUGUAACAAAAUAGUACGUACAUUCUGUGUCCGACAUUAAAGAUGUACAGGUGGCACCAUUACAAGUGUCGUCGAAAGAGAAAACUCUGACCAUACCAGUGUGUGUCGUUCGCAUGAUAGUCAGUAUGCACUCUCUACCCAAAGUGGUGAGAUUCCGAGGUUAUCCUUUGGUGGGUGCCUCACUAACAAAAGUCCCGAAAUAUGACGAUACACCAUCGGUGAAAAAAUAGUUCAUAGGCGAUAAAACGUCUUUGAUAUGCAAUCAUGUGAAGACGGUUGCUUGAUAUCAGACUUGUACCCUUUAACGAGGGUGUAACUCGAAACAAUACGCCGUAUUUCGACAGGGGACUGAACUGUGUCGAUGUCGGAGUUCCAUUGGUCUAUGAAAUAAGUGUUCUGCAUCGAGGUUUAGGAAUGAGGUUAAUAAAUUUGAUAAUGAGUUCA
This is a messenger RNA of Lineus longissimus, 5511 nucleotides long. RefSeq names its product acid-sensing ion channel 1A-like. Gene Ontology annotation, molecular function: ligand-gated sodium channel activity. The record is from RefSeq and is a predicted model, not a curated record. NCBI's taxonomy places the organism in Eukaryota, Metazoa, Nemertea, Pilidiophora, Heteronemertea, Lineidae. Gene Ontology annotation, cellular component: plasma membrane. Gene Ontology annotation, biological process: sodium ion transmembrane transport. The transcript is spliced from 10 exons. The coding region runs from base 1733 to 3394 and encodes 553 amino acids.